This is a messenger RNA of Symbiodinium sp. CCMP2592, 4500 nucleotides long. The record is from the annotation of a GenBank genome assembly. Lineage: Eukaryota; Dinophyceae; Suessiales; Symbiodiniaceae.
AUGGGCACUCAAACAUUUGGCAAUAUACACAGAACAGACCUUUCUCCUCUGGCUAAUCUUGAAUGGAAACGUUUGCUCCAGCAAGCCCAGCAACUCUCGCCAGCCCUCGAGGGCCAGGUACACAACUUCUGUGUCCAGAUUGUUGGAGAACCGAUUUUUGAGAACAGCCAGGUCAAGAUCAGGGCAGACGUCCUGUCUGCGCCCGCACAGACAGGUGAGAUGGUGUCCUCUGAGUCACCACAACGCCGGGUGCUCAUGCUUCUCAGGAGCGCAGAUUGGCCCAUGAUUGAGGCAGCCACGGGAGUUGUCAAGCUUCUCCAGGCACAGUUCCGGGGUCAGGACAAUACCUAUAUUCUGGACUGUACGGACAUGCGCUCGGUGAUUGUUACCGCUCAUUCUCUGCGGCAUGACACGACGUUGCGAGCAGCGGAAUUCUUCAGCGGGGGAUUCGCAGGAUGGUCUCAGGCUGCUUUUCUUCUACAUCGUAAUGGAGUCCCGGCACACAUGGCAUGGACCAUUGACGUGGAUCCAGACUGUAGUGAUAUGCUAGCGCAACCAGCAUGGCUUGAGGUAUCUACACUACAGGACCUUUAUGCAGCCCAGAACAAACCUCACUUUCAUGUUUGCGCCGAUGUGACUUGGAACUGGUGGUUACGAGCUUUUAACUUCAGUCCCAUACAGCUGGCUUGUAUUUCGGCCCCAUGCCAACCAUGGUCCCGCGCGGGCAGCGAAUCAGGGGUGGCUUCCGAAGAAGGCAUGCUUAUGCUACGCAUCAUUGACAUCCUGGGGGUUUUUCGCACUCCUUGGGUUGCUUUCGAACAAGUCGCAAACUUCCCUGAUCAUCCGCACUUUGGUUUUAUCAUGAACGCGUGGAGCGAAGCAGGAUAUCAAAUCCUAUGGCGAGCCAGUCUUGACUUGGUCGAUGUUUUGCCUGGGCACAGGAAGCGUUUUCUGUUGGUACUUGGACACCGGCUGACAGCCUCCCCAAAAGCCUUCACAGUCGGAGCAUGGAACAUGGAAAAACGCCUGAACCUAGGAUUGGGUAAGGUUUUGAUCCCCCUGCCCCCCACCUUGAAGGCCGCCAACACACCGGACGAAGCGACCAUGGCCGUUUACAUGGACCCAUACUACAUCCCCAGCCCGUCUCGACCUGGCUUGCGCCCACAGCGUCCGAUUGACUUUCGUUUGCGCAAGGCAACGGAUGUUGCCAGCACAUUCAUGGCACAAUACCAGUUUCAGCACCUCCUGCCUCCGCACAUGCUUGAGAAGGGUAUUAUGGGAACACUUGUGUUGCAUGAAGGCAUUGCCAGGUUCUUCUCAGGGCCAGAGAUAGCAGCCAUACACGGCGCCGUCCGCCCGGUCUUCUUGCAUCAUGAUCACAAAGUGCAGAUGAAGCUGCUAGGCAACGCGAUAGCAGUGCCACAUGCGUUGGCGCCAUUGUCCAUUGUGUGUCUUGCUGCCGGUCUCCCUAAAGCGCCUGAACCUGCCGAAGCCAUAAGAUGGUGCAUGGCCUCCCGUCUUCACAACCGCAACACAGUGCUUAUGCCUCUAGGCACUGACUGGAUUUUCUGCCACCAGGAGCAGACAGCAGAUGUUCUGGCCAAUGUUGGGCAUCGCUUGGCCCCAGACCUCGAUGAACAAGUGCCCGAGGCCUUCAUCACGAUCCAGCUGCAGGUCCCGUCAGGGUCCAUUGCACUGCAAGCACCACCUGACAUGGAGCCUGCUCGCUUGUUCAGUUUUAUGGGUUGCCCGGAGGUUUCUGCCCGAUUGCCCUCUGACCUGUCCAGCCACCUCCAGGCGAUGUCGGUCCCGGUGGCAUAUCCACCAGGACUUAACCUCGGAGGCUUUGCUGGGAGUUGUGGAACAAAGGAUGGACUUUGUGUUGCGCUGACUGCCCAGGGCGCUUUCGUGCUUGAGCAUUCGACCCCUCGCACGUGGUCGCAGCUUCUCCGACUCUUUCGUGACAUUGAGCCCGGCCCCGGAGAACUAGCCAUCUUCUCGAUCUGCGGCCAGCGUUUAUUACACACUGACCAGUUCAGCUCCUGCAUUGUCGCAGCCCCGGAAUCUGAUGAUCUUCCGAUCCUGUCCCUGGCUGGCAUAGGGCCACAUGUCGACUGUAUUUCAGUGUGCCGGACCACCGGAGGCCUCAGGUUACAGGCGCAGGCCACCGCAGUACUGGAUGUUUGGAUGCGGCUGCCUUUUCACAUACUUGAUGCCAUCGGAUGGGAAAGCACUGCCACUUUUGCUCCCGCAGGGCAGCCUGGCCCGCUUGUGCUUGACAUGCGCCCUCGCGCCGACAUGUUGCACAUGCCCGCAGACAUUCUCCUGGAUGCAUGGCGCGUUUGGAUGUUUGUUGCAAAACUUGAGCAUUUUUCUGUGCCCAGCACCGCGCCAGGCGCUGAAGUUGAGGUUCAGCUCGUUGCUUUGCGUUUGUGGACAGGCCGCCUGCCUGCUUCUGUCACACUGGCUCAGAUCUCCACCUGGUGGCAGGCAGCAGCGGUGUCAUGCAGCUAUCCGCCCGGUCACCGUGUCUUCUCAGGCCCACACCCAAAGGUACCGGAGACCAUGCUGCAGGAAAUGCUCCAAGAUCCGUCUUCCUGUGUGAUUCGCCGCUCUGGCAGACUGCUGCUCACUGUACACCCAGAACUUCGCGGGGGUGGAGCCAAAGCUGACGCAGCCAAUUGGGCUAAGACUAAAGCCGCUUCCCUUUGCCUUGCCAACGGAGUUGAUCUCGAAGCCACACAGCAAUUUGUCGACCAACUUGCGGCCGCUGCAGGGGUCCAACGACUGUCACAGACCCUCCAAGAUGGCCCAUCAACUGACCGAUGGAAUGCGUUGCUUGAUGCGGCCAAAAACUUGGCCGCUAAGGCGGAAAACCGGGCCCGCGCCUCCAUGCAGAAGCGCCACAAGCAGAAUCGCAUGCACAUCACAGCUGCAGAGGUCAUUUUGUCACCAGGUUUUUUCCUCAACGAGAACGGCUCCCCAGCGAAUGUUCUCUCCUCAAUCCAGCCGGGAGUGUCAGGCAUCUUGCUCGUAGAUGAAACGGAUGCCAUCGGCCUUUUGCGGGCACUGCAUGGGGUACAACCAGAUGAGUUGGGCCUCCUCGUGCUCGGUCACAGUUGCCCCGCCCCAGAUGAAUGCAAUGGGCACUUGACUUUCCCAGCAACUUCAGCGGCCUGUGGUUCAAAACUUCUGCUGGCAGGUUGCCUCCACAACAUCGGCGGAAGGCGCAUACGCAAGCAAGCUGCAGACGACAUUCAGGUUGAGCUCCCCAACCAGCACUGCUGCUCAAUUGACUGCUAUGCAGACGAACUCGAAGCUGAAGCUUGGCAGACUAUCCUUCGAUCGCCUGUUAGAAGUGCUGUUGAGGCUUUCCGCAAGCAGGGGGCCGCCAAGCCGGCCCUGCCCUCACUUGCUGACAAGCUUUCCUUUCAGGCCCGGGUCGCAACUGAUAAGCUUGAUGCUCUUCUUGCUGCCAGCGGACACAAUCAUUUCUAUGCUACUCCCAGGGCCAUGGAUCGCAGCAUCUUGAACUCAUACGCCAUCAUUUGGAUCGGCAACUCACGUGCUGAGGCCUUGCGAGCCUCGCUCCAAGUGCCAGGCCAGUUGGGCCUCGCAAGAGUCAAGAAUCGCUACGGAUUGCGGGUUCCCGCCACACGCUUCGCUGAUGUUUUCGCGCAGUUGCGCCCUGGACAAAUGGUGCCCCAGAAGGUGACGGUGUCUAAGAUGUUCAAAAUAGGCCCCCUGCCACCUGAGGCCGGAGCUACGGAAAUCAUUGCAUGGGCCGGCAGGUCCGCGUGGAAUGUGCGAGUCAUCAAAAGCUUAGGAGCCCGCCACUGGUUGAUCGGUGCCAGCACAGACCCUGCAACGGAAUUCCCCACCUUCAACGGCCAAGCCGUUCUCAUUGAGCCUUUAAACAAGCGUGAGCAGGCACAACCGGUUGUGCAAUCUGGCACUCGACAGGCCCACGGGCUGAACAAGCCUGCCGCCAAAAACGCGCCCAACCUGGGCAGCACCGAGGAUCCAUGGCUACACUCGGACCCAUGGUCCCACGCAGUACGCUCCACAGCACUGGCCACUAGCUUUGCCAGCAACACUUCUGCAUCUUCUGUGCCCUCCUCCAACAGCGGCCGUGCUCUUGCAGGCCCCACGGAAAGCCGUUUCCAGCAGCAGGAGGCAAGGCUUCAAGUGCUUGAGGAAGGAUUGGAGGCCCUGCGGGUACGCCAAGAAUCCAAUCACCAGGAACUUGUUCAGCAACAAGCAGUUGAUCGUGACAGGGCUUCUGCCUCCAGUUCCCAAAUACAGGAGCAGAUGAGCAUGAUGAGCGCCGCUUUUGCAGAACAACUCUGCCUGUCCACUGAAUCAUUGCAAGGCACCCAGCGCCAGCAGCAACAACAGAUGCAGUCUAGCCUGGACGAGCUUAAGCACCUUAUGCUUUCCUGCCGCGAAACUCGUGAGCCCUCCAAGAAAGCGAAAAAGUCGGACGAACCAGAGCUGUGA